AUGAGUCCCAGACCUGUCGAUCGCAGACCGAUCAUUAUCUCCGGACCAUCGGGCGUCGGAAAAGGAACACUAGCCCAAAAGUUAAUCGACAAGUAUCCCGAUACAUUCGCACUCACCGUAUCUCACACCACCCGAAGCCCACGAGUUAACGAGAUAGAUGGCAAGAGCUAUCAUUUCGUCUCGGCGACUACAUUCACCACUCUACUCUCCCAGGAUGCAUUCGUUGAACACACCACGUUCAAUAGCCACCAAUACGGCACCAGCAAGGCAGCUAUCACCGACAUAACGGAUAAGGGAUUAAUUGCUGUGCUGGAUAUCGAGAUUGAUGGCGUGCAGCAGAUCAGAGGGAAUUCCAGUAUCGAUGCGCGCUAUGUAUUUAUCAAGCCGCCUAGUCUGGAGGCUCUUGGUGCGCGAUUGAGAAGUCGUGGUACGGAGAGUGAAAUUGAUGUGCUGUCGAGACUUACGAGGGCUCGUGAUGAGAUUGAGUUUGCUGAGACGCAAGGUGUUUAUGGGAAGAUUAUUGUGAAUGAUGAUUUGGAGAGAGCGUAUGGGGAGUUAGAGGAGUUGAUGUUUCGAUAG
This is a messenger RNA of Penicillium cataractarum, 579 nucleotides long. Its product is annotated as guanylate kinase. NCBI's taxonomy places the organism in Eukaryota, Fungi, Ascomycota, Eurotiomycetes, Eurotiales, Aspergillaceae. Gene Ontology annotation, biological process: purine nucleotide metabolic process. Bases 1 to 579 code for a protein of 192 amino acids. The record is from RefSeq and is a predicted model, not a curated record. The transcript has 2 exons. Gene Ontology annotation, cellular component: cytosol. Gene Ontology annotation, molecular function: GMP kinase activity.